Messenger RNA from Aspergillus ibericus CBS 121593, 1334 nucleotides. RefSeq names its product epoxide hydrolase family protein. The transcript has 4 exons. The coding region runs from base 72 to 1229 and encodes 385 amino acids. Gene Ontology annotation, biological process: epoxide metabolic process. Gene Ontology annotation, molecular function: epoxide hydrolase activity. The record is from RefSeq and is a predicted model, not a curated record. Lineage: Eukaryota; Fungi; Ascomycota; Eurotiomycetes; Eurotiales; Aspergillaceae.
CAACGGCAUACGCUCUAGUCGCUUACUAUUGGACAAGAUAAAGUCACUACCUAUUAUUCACUGCAAUAAACAUGACAGAGAUCAAACCAUUCCGUGUUGAUAUUCCUAAGGAAGAAGUUGAACGCCUCAAGAGAAAGCUCCAAGAUACACGUCUCCCCGGACGCCCGAUCGUGCCCAAUGCAGGGACUAGCUAUGGCCCAACAUACCAGUGGGCAGAAAGCCUGUAUAACGAAUGGGUCAAUAAAUAUGACUGGUACUCCGUCCAGAAGGAGAUGAACGAGGUCCCCCACUACAUCACUGCCAUUGAGGAUAUCAACAUACACUUUGUGCACACUCGUGCAGAAAAUACCGAUGCCAUUCCUCUACUCAUGAUCCACGGAUGGCCAGGCUCUUUCUGGGAGUUCAGUCAGAUCUGGGACCGCUUAUCCCGUCCAUCCAAUAUGAAAGAUCUCUCAUUCCAUGUUGUGGUCCCGAGCAUGCCUGGAUUCUGUUGGUCUGACUGGCCGCCUCGAGCCGGGUGGACGCUGCGUGAUACUGCUCGGAUCUUCGACACACUCAUGAAGAGACUCGGCUAUAAGCAAUACAUGGUUCAGUGCGGAGACUGGGGUCAUUUUGUUGGACGUGAACUGGCUUCCCAAUACACUGAUUCCUGCCGACUGAUUCACUGCAACUUUUCCCCAAGCUCUCUUCCAGAUGGUGUCGAAUACACCGAGAGAGAGAAAGCUGUUGCAGAUCGUGGAAAUGGCUGGCUAGAAAAUCAUAUGGGUUAUGCAGUUUGCAUGCGGACUCGCCCACAUACGAUCGGAAUAGCACUUCAUGACAAUCCGGUGGGGAUACUUAUGUGGGUUGGAGAGAAGUACAAUGAGGCUGCCGAUCCAAAAACACAGGAACGACCAUUUUGGACAAAAGCCAUUCUGACUACGGCAUCAUUAUACUAUUUCACCGGCUGUAUCAUGCCUUCGAUGCUCUGCUACUAUGAAAGUGUCCGUCAUGAAAAGUUUGCAGAGUUUGCCUUAAGACCGGAGAACCGUAUCACCGUACCGUUUGGGUAUACCUCAUUCUACUGGGAUACUGAGCCUUCUUCGCGGAGAGCUGUGGAGCGAACGGGGAACUUAGUGUUCUACAGAGAACGUGAUAACGGCGGGCAUUUUGCGGCCCUCGAGAGUCCAGAGGGAUUGGCGCAGGAUAUUCGAGAGCUGGCAGGGCAGGAAUGGACUAAAUAUGAGUAGCAUCCUCAGAUACAGCUACCCAGGAAUCAUUUCCUGAGUUGAAUGUUCUAUAAACGGAUUCCUGGGGACCCUUUGGCCUCGGAAAUCAGUGGGCCUGUUUUCGAU